UUGAAGUCAUUCGGACUGUUGUAACUCUUUAAAGUAAUCGUUAAAGAUUUGCGAGAAAUGGCGAAGUUAACAAUUUGUUUAGUUCUCAUCGGUUUGCUGAUUGUGGCUCAAGUCAACGAAGCUGGUUUUUUGAGGAAAGUUAAAAAGAAAAUUGAAAGAGUCGGUAAAGAAAUCAACAAAGGAAUAAAUAAGGUUGGAAAUGUUGUUAGUCGUCCAAUUGGAGCAGUCCUGCGUCCGAUCGUUCAACUGCUGCCGAAGAAGCGCGUGCAAGAGAGAGUGGACGAGAAGGAGGUGGCUGGCAACCCCGCUGCGCUGCCAGUUGCUCAGGAGUCCUUUGAAGUCGGUAUCGUUCGUCUGCACAACGAACUCAGAAACAUGGAACACGUUCCAGGACAUGUGGCUUGGGACCAACCACUGGCUGAUCUAGCGAGACAGUGGGCCGUCCAAUGCAGUUUGAGUUACCCUGUCUACGGUGACAGCAGGGACUUGUACGGUCAGAACGUAUUUGCAACCACCAGUGCAACUGCAGAGCCGAUUAAUGCCAUAAACACUUGGUACAGUUACAAACCAAACUACAACCCAGCCACUGGCGAUUGUAAUCCAGAUACCAUAUGCACACCUUAUCUUCAAGUCACAUUGCCAGAAAGUACUUUUUUGGGUUGCGCUCAAGUUACUUGUCCAACGUUCUCACAUGCCCAGACCACAACAAGUGGUUCCAUGAUCUUUUGCUUGUAUGCUCCCAAUUAAAUAUCAACAAACUAAAUAAAAUUUAAUUGUUUUUUAUUUCAUUUGUUUUUUUUUCAAAUAAAACCAUGUUUUGAAUUUUUUUAAUUCAAUGUAAUUUGUCUCAAAUCAGUAUGUAAGAGAUGUGCGAUUGUCACAUGAAAAGCAAAACAGCAGUUUAAAAUUUGAACAAUUUAAUUGUAAAACACUUGUUUAAAAGCAGAAACUUCAAUGCUUAAAAA
Molecule: messenger RNA, 965 nt
Organism: Helobdella robusta
Lineage: Eukaryota; Metazoa; Annelida; Clitellata; Rhynchobdellida; Glossiphoniidae
Exons: 4
Coding region: 58-747 (229 amino acids)
Source: RefSeq, a predicted model, not a curated record